This is a messenger RNA of Fusarium pseudograminearum CS3096, 1299 nucleotides long. RefSeq lists its product as uncharacterized. Gene Ontology annotation, cellular component: tRNA (m1A) methyltransferase complex. Bases 1 to 1299 code for a protein of 432 amino acids. The record is from RefSeq and is a predicted model, not a curated record. Lineage: Eukaryota; Fungi; Ascomycota; Sordariomycetes; Hypocreales; Nectriaceae. The transcript is spliced from 3 exons. Gene Ontology annotation, biological process: tRNA methylation.
AUGCGCCUAACCCGUCCUUCAGUCCUUGCAGGCAGUUCUUCCAUCUCAUACCAGCGCCUGUACUCUUCUUCUCGCAUAAUCAGAGAGAACGACGUCCUGUUUCUGCGACAAAAGGGCACCAGAGGUCCUAAAUGGCGUCUUACAUCCCCUCUUCGCCCUGAUGGUCGUAUACGUCUUGGAUAUGGAGCUACCAUCAAUGCGUCUGAUCUUAUCGGUCGCCGUCUGCUUGACAGUGUAGUUGACAGUUCCGACCGUAAAGUCGAUAUACAUGAACCGACCAUGGGCGCCUAUAUCCUUAACAGCGAACGAAUGGCUACACCGAUUUACCCCCAUCAUGCAAGUUUCAUCGUGUCGCUACUCGACUUGAACCUUUCUCAGCCCAGCGAAGAAGACUACGAUCCAGAGACUAAGGAACCACCUCCACCGCUCGAGAUAUUCGAAGCCGGUACAGGAAUGGGGAGCCUGACACUAUACCUAGCUCGUGCCCUAAAUGCAGCCAAUCCAGCCGUACCUCCCAUACUACGAGACGCUCUCUGCACUGCACGCUACAAAUCUCAAGAUCACAGCCUUGAGUUAUCCGACGAAGUUCAAGCUGCCUUCGAUGCCUAUCGCUCGAGUCGCCGUGCCGUCCUUCACACUCUUGAUCAAAACGCGAAACACUCAGGCGGUGCAAACAAGCUAGUACGCCAAUUUCGACGCUCUCUAUACUAUCCUACUGUGGAUUUUCAUGUCGGCUCUAUUGGCGACUACGUUGCAUCUCGUCUUGCCGAGACGGACGAAAAGCCUAUAUUCUCUCACGCAAUUCUUGACCUUCCCUCAGUCGAGGACUACGCAUCACCGGUCAUCCAAGCUCUUCACCCCAAUGGUCUGCUUGUCGUCUUUGCGCCUUCCAUAAGCCAGAUCGCCCGGUUCCAAGCAUGGAUCUCAAAAACGAAACAACCUUUGCGCCAGGAGAGGGUUAUUGAACUCGACGUAUCAACGACAGCGGACGGUGUGCUUGAUACUGGUGGCGGUAAAGAAUGGGAUGUCAAGACUGUUGUUCCAAGAUCAGAUCCUGAAGCAAUCCCUGUUCAAGUAAUGCGACCCAAGGUCGGUGAUCGCCUCUCUGGCGGUGGGUUUAUAGGUGUUUACAGGCGAUGGCCCAACGAGGAGGCGAUCACCCAAGUUGAGUCUGCUGGUGAAGAGAUUAUUUCUGAUACAGAAGGAAAAGUUGAUUCUAGCGAGGACAUUGUUUCUGAUACUGAAGAAACAAUCGAUUCUGAAAAGACAGCCGAGAUCGAGUCGACAAAGACCGAAUGA